Molecule: messenger RNA, 6561 nt
Organism: Candidozyma pseudohaemuli
Lineage: Eukaryota; Fungi; Ascomycota; Pichiomycetes; Serinales; Metschnikowiaceae
Gene: CCH1
Product: Cch1p
Exons: 1
Coding region: 1-6561 (2186 amino acids)
Biological process (GO): calcium ion import across plasma membrane
Cellular component (GO): voltage-gated calcium channel complex; membrane
Molecular function (GO): calcium ion binding; high voltage-gated calcium channel activity
Source: RefSeq, a predicted model, not a curated record
AUGUCUAUUCCGGGGAUCCGUAUCCAAGAAGCCGGUCUGGACGAGGAGUCAGACGGCCAGUACCAUGUACAAAAUCCAUUUGUGACUUCCAGCGAGCGGAGAGCCCGGGAGUCUAGGGAAUACAGACGAAGAACCCGACUGCUGAUACCUUCAAGGAAGCUGGACACUUCUUCUUUGGAGCCCAUCUCGCGAUCCACCUCCGUAAAUAGAGCCUUGCCUGACUACGUCGAGGAGCAUGUGCCGCCGGAGGACUUUGACUUUUUGGAUCACGCUGUGGACUCCGACUUCCAGGCGGUCCAAGACGGAAUAAGCUACGCCUUGGGCUCCAAGGAUCAACUGGGGACAUGGAAAGUGGGCUCGAGUCCGAAAGAGGAACUACCGGACGAAACAAACUACUUUGAUCGUUACCCCGAAACGCAUCCCGAUUACACCCCAGACAAGGACUUGACGUAUGACAUUCCGUUGAUCACAUUCAACCAGCCCGAUUCGUCGCCUCCUGCGUCAGGCAGACCACAGUUGAAGCUUUCAACACAAGACUUGGACGUGUUGGAAGCGGGCGCCUACAAAACGCUGCCCAAACCGCCUCAAUCACCAUCGAAACUUCCUGGCAUAUUCACAAGAAUGUCUAACAGAAUCGCCGGUGACAACAACCCUCCUCCUACUCCCAGCACAGAUAAACACACGUCGUUCAAUGACCUCUUGAACCCCGUGCCAUCGCCGAAGUCGGCCACAUCACCCAAAUCUACAACCCAGGAUCUGUAUUUUGGCGACGCUCGGUCUGAAAACUACAGCGACGCUCAAAGUGGCCAGCUGGUAGCAGAAGAGUCCAUCAGGUCCGGCCCUACGCUAUCAACGGAAGGUAAUGUGAACAUUAGUAACCCCACGCUUCAAAGAACACAUUCGGAAGCUAGACUGGGUAUCAACGUCGGAACUGCUCCUGUCACGGCGGCAGCGGCUCCUCUUUUUUCGUCAUCAAGAAGAACGGAGAGGUUUGAUCAUCUUUACCUUUAUGGUAACUCGUUGGGUAUCUUUAGCAAGACCAACAAGCUACGUAUCAUGUGCCACCGAUUGCUGUCGCAUCCAAUGACGAGUCCAGGUCUCCUAUUGUUACUUAUAUUUCAGACUGUCUUACUAUCUUACAGAGAGUGGAACCCUGAAGCCUUGGAUGGGUACUACUAUUCAGGUUACAAUUGGGCUGACUAUAUUUUAAUGGGUAUCAACAUUGUUUACACGGCAGAAAUCUUUGCUAAAAUCGUUGCAUAUGGCUUCAUCUCUGACAGAGUCAUGUUCGAUGAGUUGGGCUUAGAAUAUCCUCUGACGGGAUUUAUCCUGUCGGCGAAAAACAUUGUUAACAACAUCCCAUUCACAUCCAUCAUCCAAAACACAUUCUACAAGAGAAAGUUGAAGGCGCGUAUGCUGGCAUACCCUUCUGAUCUCAAUGGUAAAGAUGAUAGAUUUCUGCCCGAAGCACAGUAUGAUCACCAUGCUUCUCAUAGUCGCCAAAGCUCAUCAUCUGCUGCAUCCAUCACAGAAGACGCCCAGCCAAACAGAAACUUCAAAUCCCACAACACAUUUUUGCAGUCUACAAAGAUAAGAAGAAAAGUCGACGAGAUGAAUUUGCAUCGUGCUUAUCUACGCACAAGUUGGCAGGUCAUUGAUUUCAUCUCGAUGGUUUGUUUUUGGAUCUCUCUUCCAUUGUCCAUCAACCACUACGAUGCCAAGCACCAUAUCUUUCACUUCAGAGCACUCAGCUGUCUAAGGAUCUUGCGUCUUUGUAACUUGACCACUGGUACGAAUAUCAUUCUUCGUGCUAUCCAUUCCGCCAUUCCACAGCUUGUUGAUGUUUCGCUUUUCAUUUGUUGUUUUUGGGUAAUUUUUGGUAUUGUUGGAGUUCAGUCUUUCAAGUCCUCAUUGAGUCGUCAUUGUCAAUGGACAAACCCAGAUGACCCCACCGAAACGUAUCUCAACUCAGAUCUGUAUUGUGGGUCAUUCAUUGGUAGGGACGGGUUUGUCCGAUCUUACCUUGAAAGAGAUGGAUCGUCUUCAGGCGACAUUAAGGGAUUCCGCUGCCCAAUGUACUCCGUUUGCCAAUCUGGUGAAAACCCGUACGGCGGUACUGUUAAUUUUGACAAUAUCUUGCAAUCGAUGCAAUUGGUGUUCGUCAUCAUGAGUGCAAACACUUUCACGGAUCUCAUGUAUUAUACCAUGGACUCAGACAACAUUGGAUCCUCGUUAUUUUUCAUCUUCGCCAUCUUCAUUUUAACUGUUUGGUUGUUGAACGUCUUUAUUGCAGUUAUCGUUACUUCUUUCAACAUUGCUCAAAUGGAAGAUGCUGAAGACAAGAAAAGAAAAGAUGAGGGUCGCAGAACAUCUUUGCUUGCAAUCUUCGGCUUCAAUGAUAAACUUCAUAACCAGAAAGUUUAUCCUUUGAUCCAAAAAAGAGCUUACUUGAGGUUUUACUACAAGCUCGAAAUAUUCUUUGUGAUACUUAUCGCGGCAGAUUUGAUUAUCCAAGCCCUCAGGCAACAGGGAAUGUCUGAUAGUAGGGCGCAUGGUCUUUACCGAUUCGAAGCGGCAGUGACAGCGACUUUAUUUGCAGAGAUUGUCAUCAGAUUUGCUCUCUACUACCCCCAUUACCGCGUCUUCUUCAUGUCAAGAAGAAACUCCUUCGACUUGUUUUUGGCGAUUGCUACCGGAAUUAUUGUUUUAGGACCAGUCAAAUCACACCUUGGGCACGCAUAUUAUUGGUUAACAGUGUUCCAAAUUGCAAGGUUUUAUAGAGUGGUUCUUGCAGUUGGAAUUACCAGAAACCUCUGGAUGAAGCUCACGAAUAAUAUCAAGGCCAUCUUUGAUUUGGCAUUGUUCUACUACAUUUUGUUGUUCCUUCUGAGUAUCAUUUUGACGCGUUACUUUGAAGGAACCGCUGGUUUAGCAGAGACCACAGAAGACUUCUUUGGAUCCAUGUACACAUUACCCAAUUCUUUCAUGUCACUUUACGUGAUUACAACCACUGAAAAUUGGACCUCCACUGUUUAUGGCUUACAAGAGAAUGCCAAAUCAGUAGCUCUGAGGGCUUUUGGAACCGUCUUCUUGUACAUUUGGUUCGUUAUGUCUAACACCGUUAUCUUGGGUAUUUUCAUUGCGGUUAUCGCGAGAACCUUGGAAGUGUCAGAAGAGGGCAAACGCAAACAGCAGUUGGUACAGUUCAUCGAGGAUAUGACAAAACGUCUUCAAAGUGUUUCCAGUGAGACCGGUCUUCUUUCCAAAAUGAAACAAAAGGUUUUCAAAAGAAAAGAUGAUAAGAAUGUUGAGCGGGCGAUCACUAAUCUUUUGUUGUCAGGAACUGCAGUGAAUGAGUUUUUAGAAAAGGAUAUUGAGCCAGAGGAAGUUGAUAAUGAGGAGAUGAGACCACUUCCAAGAAAUCCAGUGCAGAGAUGGCUUGCUAUCAACUUUGCAAGAAUGUCUGAUCUCGUUAAGAACCCAUUUUAUGCAUCGAAGAAGAAAACUACUCCGCUUGAGAGCUUCGACCCAGCACAAUUCGCAAGGAAUGUUAUCACUGAAAGAAACCAGCUUGUCAAUCAGCAAGACAAAUAUUUGAGAGAAAAUCCGAUGUUUAACACGGUCUUCUACAUGUUGGGUCCACGUCACAGAUUGAGGAGGUUUUGUCAACGUCUUGUUUUCUCAAGUCACGGCGAAAGAAUUGAUGGCGUUGAGCCGAACAAGACUGUGGGAGAGAUCUUCAUCGCUUUCAUGUUCCUCUCUACCGUGGGAAUUGUUGUGACAACCUGUGUCCUCACACCUUUGUUCAGGAGAGACAUCAUGAAUGAUCAGGGUAAAUGGAAUUGGGCUUUCUUUGUCGAUGCCGUUUUCAUCACAAUUUUUACAUCUGAGUUAUUCAUCAAGAUUACUGCAGACGGAAUAAUUUUCACGCCGAACGCAUAUAUGAGAUCGUCAUGGAAUUGGAUCGAUCUUAUUGCAUUGACUUCAUUGUGGAUUGAAUUCAUAUCGGUGUUAAAAAAUGAUGGUCACUUAUCCAGAAUUGUUCGUGGUUUGAAGGCAUUGAGAGCUCUUAGAUUGUUAACAAUUUCUGAAAGAGCGAAAAGUAACUUCCAUUACACCAUGAUUUCUGGUUUCGGGAAAAUCAUGAGUGCAGCCCUUAUCUCCAUUACAUUAUUGUUUCCCUUUUCCCUUUGGGGUCUUAACAUCUUCAAUGGCAGACUUGGAAGCUGUACCAAUGAUGCACUUCAUGACUAUGAGUGCUUCAAUGAGUUCUCUAAUGAAAUAUUCAAUUGGGAAGUUGUUUCACCUAACGCCUAUGUGGAACCAUUUCUCAAUCUCAAUGACUUUGCUACUUCCAUUUCUACCCUUUACCAAAUUGUCUCUUUAGAGGGUUGGACAGAAUUGCUUAUGCAAGUGAUGCUGAGCACAGGAGAAGGGUCACCUCCAGAGUUAUUUGCAUCUCCUUUUAAUGGAGUGUUCGUCAUCCUAUUCAAUAACGUGAGUAUUGUCUUUAUCUUGACAUUGUUUGUCUCUGUGAUCAUCGAUAACUACUCACGUGUGACGGGACGGGCCUAUUUGACGAAGAACCAGAUUCAGUGGUAUCAAGUGAAGAAGUUUUUAAAACAAGUGCGCCCAUCCAAGAGGAAGGAUUUGUCGUCGUUGACAGGUUUUAAGAGGAUCUGCUACAACCUUGCCGUCGAGAAAAAUACUGUUUGGUGGCAGAUAAUGAGCACAUGCCUUUUCCUCCAUAUUCUCGCCUUGCUAGUUGAAACAUUCCCAGAAGCUGGGGGACUUAAUCUCGGUCGUUACAUCUUCUUGAUGAUUUCUUCCACUGUCUUCACAAUGAACUCAAUCAUGUUGGCAUAUGCCCUUGGAUACAAGAGUUUUGCUGCAAACAAAUGGAACAUUUUCCAGGCCUUCGUCUCCAUUGGCGCUUGCGUCACAACUAUUCUUUCAUUCCCAAUUGACUCCGGCUCCGUUUUCAUUAACUUCAACAAAUUGUUCUUGGUUGCCAUGCUUAUUUUCAUUUUCCCAAGAAGCAAUAAGUUAUCUCAACUUUUGCGGUUUGCUUCAGCGUCAUUCCCAUCAUUAGCAUCCUUGAUCUUCACAUGGUUUGUUGUCUUCAUGGUAUAUGCCAUUGCGAUGAAUCAAAUUUUUGGUAUGACCAAGACCGGAUCGAACACAACUGGAAACAUCAACUUACGGUCAGUUCCAAAAGCAUUGAUCUUAUUAUUCAGAUGCUCAUUUGGAGAAGGCUGGAACGAUAUCAUGAGUGAUUUCCUCGUGGAGGCUCCUUUCUGUACUGCUGAUCAGACAAUUGAUGAUUCAGAUUGCGGAAGUCAACAGUACGCGUACAUCUUGUUCAUGUCAUGGAAUGUCAUAUCGAUGUAUAUUUUCGUCAAUCUUUUCGUUUCAUUGAUCUUGGACAGUUUCAGUUACAUCAACUCCGGAUCUGAUUAUGUUGAUUUAAUUAGUCGAGAGGAAAUCAGAAAGUUCAAGAGAGCUUGGCAGAAGUUUGACCCUAACGGAACAGGAUUCAUCAAGCCAUACGAUUUACCUAAGUUCUUACACUCCCUUACUGGGUCAUUGAGUUUCCGAUUCUACUCCGGAGAUUUGUCGAUUCCGGAGCUCUGCCAUAGAUGGAUUAAGAGGAACAACCCUCAUGAUCUAUAUGAUGUCACUGUGAAUUAUGAUGAAGUCGAGAGGAUUACCAAUCGAAUGGAUAUUCCAAAAAUUCAGGAGAGGAGAAAAGAGUACGAGAGAUUCUUGGAGGAAGCACUUAUGAACAUGGAAGUGCACGACGAGCCAGGAAUUUCCUUCACACGUAUUCUCCUUCAGAUCCCUCUUUACAACUCUUUCGAUGCUGGCCAAUGUCUCAUCCUUCUCGACUUCUUAGACAGAAGGCUCUUCUACCAAAAGCUUGAGAAGAGAAUGAAGGUGAAGAGAGUUUACGAAACUAUUGCAGCUUUUACCUGCCGCUGGAAGUAUGUGGAGAACCAGAGACAUGGCGUCCGUGACACCAACAUUGGUUUCGACACAGAGCUCAGGAGAACCAGCUAUUUCGUAAACGAGGACCUUUCAUCCACAAAAGAGCCACUUGAUGUACAUGACGAGGUCAGUGUUUCCGAUACAGAAGACGAGUCCUACUCAGAUUCGGAAACGGCCCCCUUGAGCAAAGACCACCACAAAGCACGCAAGGGCGACUAUUAUAUUCCUAAAUCACCAGUUCAUCUUUUGAAGGGCAUGGAGAGGUUUGGCCAUGAUCAUGAUCACCUUCACCAACCAUUUGAUGAUUCACACUCAGUGUCUCAAUUAAGCCCAUCUAUCGGUCGGCUGCCUCCAUGGGAAGCUACCGGUCAUGGCGACGAUAGGAGCAACCUAUCUGCACUUGAUCUUUCUACAAUCGGAGAGACUUUGGAAAACAGUAGCUGGGCAGAUGCAUACAGAGAAGUUACAAGCAAGGGAUCCUCGUCCCAUAAGGACACCUCCCGCCGUGCAUCCAGUUACGGGCUGGAGUAUUCAUACCGAAGCCGUACGGACGAAGACAAGAAAUCUUCUUAA